Messenger RNA from Thunnus maccoyii (southern bluefin tuna), 3118 nucleotides. It is a transcript of the gene kcnj14, whose product is annotated as potassium inwardly rectifying channel subfamily J member 14. Gene Ontology annotation, molecular function: inward rectifier potassium channel activity. The record is from RefSeq and is a predicted model, not a curated record. Gene Ontology annotation, cellular component: plasma membrane. The coding region runs from base 3 to 1604 and encodes 533 amino acids. The transcript has 3 exons. Gene Ontology annotation, biological process: potassium ion import across plasma membrane; regulation of monoatomic ion transmembrane transport. NCBI's taxonomy places the organism in Eukaryota, Metazoa, Chordata, Actinopteri, Scombriformes, Scombridae.
GCAUGAUGGGAGCAGCACGUGUGAAACGCCGCUUCAGUGCUGUGGUGGAUGGGCCAGUGGAGGAGGAGGAGGUCAUGAGGCUAGCACAGAGUGCUGCAGAUACGGCUAGGGCAGGGGGGAGCCCGACGGGGUCAGGGACCCCAACCAGCCCCUCCCCAACCCAUGCCCUCAAUGGCAAAGCUCUACCUCUACAGAGCAACACCAACAAUGCACGGAGGCAGAGUGCCAUGGGAGAGUCAGUUGGGGGAGAUGCAGGAGGAGAAGGCGGGGUGAGAGCAGGAAGAACAUGCUCAGGGCUAAGAAGUGGAAAAGGCAGUAGUGUAGGAGGAAGAGGAGAAGGCCGGUUAUCCUCGGAUUCACUCUCUUCCCCCUCCACUACCAACCGCCGGCGCACCAGGCGCUCAAGCCGCCGGCCCCGACAGCGCUUUGUGGGCAAGGACGGACGCUGCAACGUCACCUUCGUCAACAUGAGCGAGAGGGGCCAGCGGUACCUCAGCGACCUCUUCACCACCUGUGUGGACAUCCGCUGGCGCUGGAUGCUGGUCAUCUUCACCCUCUCCUUCCUUCUCUCCUGGCUACUCUUUGGAUUUGCCUUCUGGCUCAUUGCCUCCGCGCAUGGGGACCUUUCCAUUCGGCUUUCCCCCAGCUCAGGGACCUCAGGAUCAGGAGAGGCUGGGUCUGGAGGAGAGUCGGAUAGAGAGGCAGUGGUUGAGGAGCCGUGCUUCCUCCAGGUGAACAGCUUCAUGGCAGCCUUUCUAUUCUCCUUGGAGACGCAGACAUCCAUCGGUUACGGAUUCCGAAGUGUGACCGAAGAAUGUCCCCUGGCGGUGGUGGCGGUCGUUUUGCAGUGCAUUGUGGGCUGCAUUAUUGACGCCUUCAUCAUCGGGGCAGUCAUGGCAAAGAUUGCCAAGCCCAAGAAGCGCAACGAGACACUGGUGUUCUCUGACACAGCUGUGGUGGCGCUGAGGGAUGGGAGACUCUGCAUGAUGUGGAGGGUCGGUAACCUACGCAAGAGUCACCUGGUAGAGGCGCAUGUCCGAGCACAACUACUGAAGCCAAGGGUGACUCCAGAGGGAGAGUUCCUCCCGCUGGAUAACGAGGACAUCAACGUGGGUUUUGACACCGGCACUGACCGCAUCUUCUUGGUCUCGCCGGUGACAGUUGUCCAUGAGAUCAACGAUGAGUCACCCUUCUUCGAGAUGGACCGAAAGACCCUGGAAAAUGACUCUGAACUGGAGGUUGUCGUCAUACUUGAGGGCAUGGUGGAGGCCACGGCCAUGACCACGCAGUGCCGUAGCUCCUAUCUGGCUUCUGAAAUCCUCUGGGGACAUCGCUUCGAACCAGUGCUCUUUGAGAGGAAAGAAGGUUACCAGGUGGACUACUCAUUCUUCCAUCGAACAUAUGAGAUCCCGAACACACCCUCAUGUAGUGCAAAAGAACUUGCUGAGCAGAAGUACAUUCAAAGCUCACGCUCGUCGUUCUGCUACGAGAAUGAAGUGGCUCUGCAACUCGUCUCCCCUGAUGAUGAGCCUGGCCAAGACCCUGAGUGUCCCUCCCCACCAACCCGAAGGCAGUCACUGUCAGAACAUCUCCACUACAACUGAAGUUGGGGGACAGGAGGCCUCAAGGGAAAAGAGACAGGAGGUUGACCCAGGCAUUGAGAGGUAGUACAGGCAAGGAGAAAGGGUUAGACAGGUAGGAAUGGGCAGGCCAAGAGAGCCAGGCUUAGAGGUAGAUAAGACCAUGAACAAAGAAUUUGCCAGUAUCAGCAUAUGAAAUAGGAAGCAACAUUGUUUACAAUAGUCAGACAAGUUCAGAAGAGGAAUAGGUCAAGAAAUCCAUUCAGAUUUGAAGUUUGCAAAUGAAACAAGGUUUUGGUUAGCACUACUGCACAGAUUAAAGGAUGAACAGAAAAAUAGACAGGAGAUGGACAGAUAGAGAAACAGUGGGAGGUUUGGGGUCACUAUAAUGGGGAGAUGGGUUACUACACUGACCUAGUUGUCUGAUUGGUCCUGGCAAUCUUUCAGAAUAAUUGAAAACGUGUCUGCUAAGUCUCAAUCUGGCCCAUCACUACCACAACACGCCCAUCUGACUUUAGAGCCAAACCGGCAGGAUAUACAAGAGCACCCCAUGGUGGCUCUAACCUGCAACUGCACUCCCAGCUGUAUGAGCCUGGCUGGACGAAUUUUGACCUCGAUUUGAGGCAGCUUCUGUAUGCAGUGAUUGGUAGUGUACCUAACGAGGUACAUCUCAGGAAUGUAUUUCACUAUGAUACUGACUUAUCAUUUCAAGGUUUUAUUUUCUUAUGGUAAGUAUGGAAAGUGCAUUUUUGUGACACUUGGAGCGUGGGGGCUGCUUGUUAGAGCCAAUGCAAAGCAACAUUUACAUAGAGAAACAGCUGAAAACUUGCAGCGGUUUUGAGCAGUCUCUUUUCUAUGUAAUGUACUUACAUACUAUGUAAUGUUGUUUGUUUUUUGGCAUUUUUUUUGUUCCCGAGUGCACUAAUAUCUACAUUAUCUCUUCAUGCUCUUUGUUGAUACAAAACAACCACACUGUAUUGUUUUGCUCUGUCACUUUUGGACAGAGCAAAAAUAAAUAAAUAGAUGAUGAAUGCAGCAGUUGUAGUAAGCGACUGAACUAUGACAUUAUUACCUUAAAAGUGUCUUGGCACUUGGACCUUGACCAUCUAAGAUUCAAACUGGAUCCAAGGCAAAGGACUUGCUCUCAUCGACUCUGUAUGUGCAUCGGAGGCCUACAUUCAUCCUCAUCAGUAGAAUGGUACUGAGAUGAACCUGAGUAGAGGAUGGUGUUGUGAUGAUGGGAUGAUUUAUCGUGUCUACAUCUCAUAGAAAAAAAACAACUGUCUAACAUCUCCACAAGUUGAUGGGGAUUGAACUGGAAACUACACCACAUUCAUAAAAAAAAUAUUCUGUAUUGUAAAAUCAUGUGACGCUCUUCUCUGAUUCUAAUGUGUUACAGUUGGUUUUGCUCGUAAAUUGUGAGAACAUAAUAGUGGGUGGUGCCUUCAUAACAAAGCAGAGAUUUUGCAACUGUCCCUUCAUCUGCAGCAGUUUAUUUAAUAUUUGAAAUGUGCUUAAACCUUAUCUUGUGACUUCAU